This is a messenger RNA of Peronospora farinosa, 2088 nucleotides long. NCBI's taxonomy places the organism in Eukaryota, Oomycota, Peronosporomycetes, Peronosporales, Peronosporaceae. The record is from the annotation of a GenBank genome assembly.
AUGGCGAUCGACAUCAAGACGAAACCGUCCCUGGACGUGUUCAAGCAGAGCUUUCGCGAGUAUUUGCGUGAGACUGAUGCAGUAAAGAACGAGACGGAACUCGAGCAGCUCAUGCAGCUGUUACACGAGCCUCUACCUAUCUCAUUUCGUCUCAAUUUACAUCGUCCUGACGUUGCAAAACUCAAGACAUUACUGGCCACGAAACUUCAAUUUCCAAGUGACAAGUAUUUUCAUGGCAAAAUUCCUGUAAACCCGCCCAAGCCCAUUACGUGGUAUCCGUUCAAGAACGUGGCAUGGCAAAUGGACUGUGGACGUGUUGCGCUCUCAAAAAGUGCACCGAAAAACGAGGACGUGCGUACAUUCCACUCGUGUUUGCUGGAGCAGACAGAUCGUGGAAAUAUUGACCGUCAAGAGGCGGUGAGCAUGCUGCCUGUACUUUUCCUGGAUGUGCAUCGAGGUCACCAUGUGUUAGACAUGUGUGCUUCUCCGGGCUCAAAGACGACCCAGGUUCUCGACUUCAUAUUAUCAUCGGAAAACAGUUGUAGUGAAAAGCAGAGUGGUCUGGUGGUUGCCAAUGACCUUGACAAGAAACGCGCGUAUAUGCUGGUGCACCGCCUUUCGAGGAACACACUACGUCGCGCUGUGGUGACUUGUGGUGCGGGUGACACAUUCCCGGGGCUUUACGAUGCUCAAUCAAAGACGCUGCAAUCUACGAAUGUGUUCGAUCGUGUAUUGUGUGACGUCCCUUGCAGUGGUGACGGCACGCUACGCAAAAAUCAGGCUUUGUGGAAGGACUGGCACAUUGGUCAAGGUCUCACGCUGCACCCGAUUCAGCUAGCGUUGGCCCUUCGCGGCGCAGCGCUGCUCAAGGUUGGUGGCAUCAUGGUCUACUCAACGUGUUCGUUUAAUCCAUUAGAAAAUGAGGCUAUUGUAGCGGAACUGCUACGUCGUGCUGGGGGAUCGCUGGUGCUGCUGGAUGUUUCAAAAACGAUGCCGGAGCUUGUCACCCGUCCUGGUCGGUCAAAGUGGCGUGUGGGUUGGCGCUCAAAGUCCAAGUCUACUCACAAGGGCCACCUGUUCAAGAGCGACGACGGUGACAAGAACGGCAAAACUCAAAACUUGCACCAGUGGUUUGACAGCUACGACGCCAUGGUGCAAGAUCUCCGCGGUACGCGAGUGACACGAUCAAUGUUCCCGUCUGAAGGCAGUAUUGGUCAGGAGCUGCACAAGACAUUACGCCUGAUCCCGACUGACCAGAACUCGGGUGGUUUUUUUAUCGCUGUGCUACACAAGACGGCAGAUUUGCCCGGCGAAGAGGGCCGCCAGGAAGGCCUUGCCCCAUUAGAAGAAUUGCAGUCAACACCACCCGCUGACUAUGUUUGCAAGCUGUGUGGCAAAAGAGGGCAUUUUCUGAAAAACUGUGAAAAGUUUGUAUCCGAUACGGAAUUUGUUGCGUCGAGCUCGUUUCUGAAGCCACAGAAGAAGCGCCGUACUGAUGAGUCGGCAGACACAGCAAGUGUUGCAAAGAAAAAGAUUGCAAAGAAGCGCGAGACGGGUUAUCGCGCUGUUGGAGACGAUGUAUGGCAGCAAUUACGAAAUUUCUAUGGCUUAGAGGAUGCAACCUUGAGGGAGCGCUUCUGGUGCCGCUCUGACACAGCUGCGACCGUAAAUUAUGUGGACAAGGAAAUCUCUGACGCCUGCUUGGGUGGUGAUGCCUUAGAUAUCGUCAACACGGGUCUAAAGGUAUUCACCAAAGUUACUGAGCGUGGAGAGGUUUUCUACCGUCCCUCGGAGGAGAGUCUUGGCUUCUUCGACAACUUCUUUACCAAGCGGCGACUAGACAUCCCUAUUGACGACUUUUCCAGUAUUCUCGAAAAUGCAGAGCAGCAUGUGACUUUCAGUUCGCUGUCGUUAGAUCUGCAAAAGUCACUGGAUGAUAUGCCGGUGGGUCCUGCGGUUGUCCGAGUUCACAAUCACGAGCAAGUCCGAAUGAACAUUUGGAUCGGUAAGGGAUCGAUUUUGCCACGCGUGUCCAAAGCCAUGCGCGGAGAGGUCGAAGAUGCGCUCAAACAGUGCACGGAAAGCUAA